UUCUCAGUCUAGGGAUGCAAUCUGCGUCUGCGCAUUAAUCGUGACGCGCCAAGGCCGACCAAUACGCCUGCGUGGGCGUGGCUAGGGCCCGCCAGCGCGCACGCGCGAACCACAUCCCUGUGGCCGUCUGGUACCCGAAGUGUCCCGCGUUCGUCAUGUCGGCGUCGGUGGUGUCCGUCAUUUCGCGGUUCCUGGAGGAGUACUUGAGCUCCACUCCCCAGCGGCUGAAGUUGCUGGACGCCUAUCUCCUUUAUAUACUGCUGACCGGGGCGCUGCAGUUCGGCUACUGUCUCCUCGUGGGCACCUUCCCCUUCAACUCGUUCCUCUCCGGCUUCAUCUCUUGUGUGGGCAGCUUCAUCCUAGCGGUUUGCCUGAGAAUACAGAUCAACCCCCAGAACAAGGCGGAUUUCCAAGGCAUCUCUCCAGAGCGAGCCUUUGCUGAUUUCCUCUUUGCCAGCACCAUCCUGCACCUUGUCGUCAUGAACUUUGUUGGCUGAACUGCUCCCGUUUCCUUCAAUGUGGAGUUGGAGACUGGCAGAAUGUUCACUCUUGGACGUGCCCUGGAUAAGAAUUCUUGCGAUGACAGCUUGUUGAACACUGAUUCUUCAGAUUGUGCUUAGCUGUGACUGACUGGGUAUGAGACUGCCGUCCAGAGAACUCCCUUUGCCCUGUCAGACCCGCUUCCCAGUGCGGUCUGUUAACCCGAAAUCUGCCUUCCCCGAAGUGUAACCCUUACUCUCCAAAUUAAACAAAGUUUCUCUGCUGCUCCUC
Molecule: messenger RNA, 771 nt
Organism: Peromyscus eremicus (cactus mouse)
Lineage: Eukaryota; Metazoa; Chordata; Mammalia; Rodentia; Cricetidae
Gene: Dad1
Product: defender against cell death 1
Exons: 3
Coding region: 156-497 (113 amino acids)
Biological process (GO): protein N-linked glycosylation
Cellular component (GO): oligosaccharyltransferase complex; membrane
Source: RefSeq, a predicted model, not a curated record